Molecule: messenger RNA, 402 nt
Organism: Heterostelium album PN500
Lineage: Eukaryota; Evosea; Eumycetozoa; Acytosteliales; Acytosteliaceae
Product: class I SAM-dependent methyltransferase
Exons: 3
Coding region: 1-402 (133 amino acids)
Molecular function (GO): S-adenosylmethionine-dependent methyltransferase activity
Source: RefSeq, a predicted model, not a curated record
AUGUUAAACCAAACUAGAAAUUUAGUUGGUGAAAACAAUCCAAAGGUUCAAUUGUUAAAUAAAUCAAUUGAAGAAUUAGAGUUACCUGAAAAUUCAGUUGAUGUAGUUGUAUCCUCCUAUACAAUUCAUAACAUAGUUGAUUAUUCAGGAUUGGUAUCAAAAAUUAAAGAAAUUUUGAAACCAGAUGGAGAAUUCAUUUUCUUGGUUAUUCAUCCAAUUUAUACUGCAGGAGUUGAACAUCAAUGGGUUCAAUUAAAUAAUGAAAAAGCUUGGUGUAUUAAAAACUACAAUGUCGAAGGAAUUAGAGUUGAACAAACAUCUUUUAUGAUCAAGAAUUUUAAGUUUUGUCAUAGGCCAAUUUUACAUACUAUUAUGUCAGAUACUUUAUUCACAGUAUGUUAA